UUAUACACUCCCACACAGACCCAACUUUAGCAGCUAUAGAAAGUUCAAGAGAAAAGCGGUUCUUUGUAUGUCUGGAGAAAAGCUUUGUGUGUGUGCGUGUUUAGCCUCUAUACAUGCAGGUUAGAGAUCAUGGGCACUUACUGAGCUACAGACAUGGAGCCCGUAAGAGUUUUUAUUGACACUCUAGCUAAGAGCAGACUUGUUUACCCUUCUGUUUGAGAGAGAAUGAGAGCGACCACUUUGUAUCCUCUCAUUUUUGUGUUAUGACUAACUUAAAUCAGUGCUCUGUAUCUACAUCGGAUAAGAAGUGUCUUGUUGUGUGUUGUGGCUGAUGCAGCAGACAGUGCAGAUUUAAGUGCUGUGCUGCAUGGUAACAGGAAUAAAGCUGGUACUGAAUUGUCUGUUAGGAAAGCUAAAAAACUCUAGUCUAUUUAUUGCAGUCAAAUUGAAUUGCUUUGUAUGCAGUCACGAGAAAAAAAUAAACACACAGUGAUCUGAUGAUAUUUCAAUCAAGUUUAAUAAUUGUUCAAAUGGACUAAGCAUCUAAAAAGAACUGAUCGUCUUUUAUGAAUCACUAUCUAACAAAGGAAACGUGCGCAUCAUUAACGCUGUUCAAACAACUGAAGUAUGAGCAGGGUUUUUCCCUGCAACAGGUUGGUCUGGCCUUUCACCAAAGGAAAAUCACCAGGACAAAAAUAUUUUUAACCAGCAUUUUCUAAGUAGGGGUUAGUUUGCCCAAUCUUAAAAACAAAACCAUUUUUAAUUAUUGCACGGCCAGAAAUAACAAGCAAAUGCAAGCAUUAUAAAAGGUAACAAAACCUCUUUGUCCAAGCUUUAUUUGAACCAGUCAUUUUUAUGUGCGCAGUCAAUCCCCCAAAAGGCUGAGCCUGGAAAAAACUUGAUGAGGGUCCAUGCACAUGUCCAGCCAGCUUUAGGUUUAUUAAGCUGGUUUCCCGUAUAGAGUUUGGGACAGCAACCAUACAGGAAAGACUAAAGCCAGGUAAAAUAAGGCUGGAGUACAAAGUUGUUGUGUACAAAGGGUCAUGUUGCAUUGCUUUACAGAGAUUGAUCUCAUGAGUGACAGAACUGGCAUGCUGGAUGCAGAUAAGAGCAAAGAAUGAGAUAGCCGGGAUAUGUGAAUCCAUGGGAAAGAAAGGGGAAUUCAGCUCAGAUGAAGGUGCUCUGCAAAAUACUCACAAUUAUGUGCUUGUUUUUUUUAGCUUGGUAUAAAUGGUGGGACAAAAUUGAGCUUAUUCAUUGUUUGUCUUUGUUGUGUUGUAGCUGUCAGUCUACAACAAUACAUUUCAGCCCUUCUACAAACAGCUUUCUGCAAAAUAGUUAAAAAUGAAAUCAGUGCAUUAUAAUCGUUGUUGAGGUAGGAUAUAUUCCUGUAACAAGCCUUAGCUACUCUAUUCAGAUCAAGUAUUUUCUCUGCAGUACUUCCAAGCACUUUGCAACUGGUUCUGUAAUGUGUGCCUUUCUCUUGUUUUGUAUAUAUUUCUCCUGUUUGCUAUUUAUUUCUGCUGUCCACUAUUUCAUUUUUAUUCCGGCACAGUUGAUGCGGAGCACCAACAAUUUUGUUGUGCAUGUACAGCGACAAUAAAGGGCUAUUCUAUUCUAUUUUAUUCUAUUCUAUUCUAUUAAACUGGUAACAAAGUGUAUAAAUUGUCGGUUGAGCAUAUUCUUAUUUGUAGUAACAGUAAUAUAUGAUAGCAAAUAUAAAACUCAAGAUCCGAACUGGGUCAACAGCCCGAUCUGAAUUUGUCUUCAGAGUCAUUUUAAGCUAUAGAUUGAAAAUUAUUCAGCACAAUACAUUUAAAAUGUUUUAAACAAAUAUGAAUUUAUUGUCUAGCAUAUUCAGUAUAGUUAGAGAAGCGUGUAUAUAUGGAAAGCAGGAAUGUGUAUUGGCAAGAAUAUGGUGAUACUAUGCGUACCACGAUACAAGCAUAAAUAUAUUUUAAACAUGCCAAUGUGGGUAUUAAAUAUGAGCAGAAAGAAAAAAGCUAAGCAACGCCACAAUAUUGUCUCGGUGUUAUUAAGAUGCAGCGCUAAAUUGAUUUUUAUCUGCUUGCAUGUAAGUGUGGAAACAUUCACAGGUUAGGAACUUGUAAGCUGUCACCUCAGUGAAGACACAUUCUUUGGCAUGUCCAAGCUAAUGAAUGGGAUAGAAGUAGGUCUGCGAGUCUUUUUAUCAAGGGAGAUAAUUCAGCACUCCACUCUUGUUUCCACACACAAAGGGCACACUGUGCAGCUUAGCAUUUUUAUGCUUUAUUGAGCAGGGGCCAGUGCACAAACAAAGCCAGUAAUAGCACCUAUAAACUUGUCAAUGAGGCAAUUGCAGUAUGUAAAUCAUCUGUCUGGUCACUGAUUUUUUUUUCUUUAUCCAUUAUCUUUUUUACCAGACAGACAUUUUCUCUUUUUAGUUCUGCGAUGGUUUACUUUGUGUUCUUUUGUGCAUGCAUAUGCUUCCUUUUUCCUAAGAGCCAAAGUUUCCCUUGUCCCUUUCCACCUUCACUUUCCUCACCAUUUAAGAGCCCCGGCAAAGUCAGCUUUCUUUGUUUCCACUGCACCCCUUAUCAGUUCCUGUUUUUUCCCUCCUCUCCUGCUCCUGAUAUAGCCUGAUGUGCUGAGGGAAUGCAGCUCCCAGAGGAAUUCCCCCCCCACCUCCCCCUCAUUCCUAAUUUCACUCUCACCAACUGACCCAGAGUCCCAAUACCCUCACCUCUCUUUGUUCUCCCUGACAAACUGGUCUAGUUCAGGAGUUAUUUGGCCCAGUAUGCUGCGUUUAUAGCACAACACAAAGAUCUGUGGGAUGGCCAGGCACUUCGUGGUGGAAUCUUGUGCAGAAAAAGCAGUGAGGAGGAGAGCAGAACAGUCCAGAGAGGAAGGGAGCGAGAGGAGAGAGCAUGUGGGCGGUCGGUGGGGGAUUUUGGCUGAAAAUAGAACCCUUGUCAUUUCUCCUUUAGCCGGUUUCUUUGUUUGGCAGGCAUUUGCAACUGCUGCUAUCCAAGUAGCUGUGAAGAUGAAAGUGAAAUAUCUCUGUCAGUGUUUGAGCGGCUGUUCCUGCGCGCUGGAUCAUAGACAUGAUCUGCAUAAUUUUGUUUUGGAAGAUCGGCUGUUAGUGCGCUAAUAAAAACACAUUCACCUAUGUGUUUCUGUAUUAUGAGUGAAGGUUGCAGUUGAAAAAAAUGCAUUUAAAUGUAUGGAAAACAGACUUUUCUAUACGACUGUCUAGGCUUUAAGGUCAUAGCCGUGGUAGGUUCUUGCUUAAAAAUUGGAUAUUACAAAAGUCAAACUAGUGGGAAGUUCUGUGCUAUACAGUGAUGCUGACUCAGGCUUUUUUUUGUUUAUUUUUUUUGCUUUUUUUACAUUAUGUUUUUGCUUUGUACUCUUUCUCACUCUCAGUGGAUCUUAUCCUUGUUUUUUCCAAAUGUAGCAUUAAUUUUUUUUCCCUGCUGGAUCUUUGAUUCACUAUCCUCUUAGAAAACAGACACAACCCCAUUAAGGACCUUCAUUAAGAAGCUUACAGUUGGAUUGCCUGCAGUCACACUGAGCAUAUGUUUUUUGGGGGGGGGGAAUGGUGGCUCUGAGUGUCUCACACCUUGUUUCACAAAACCUGUUUAGAAGUAACAAUUGUGAAGUCUCUGUUUCCAACCCCUAUAGCAGUGCUGUGGAAAAACAAGUUCGCCCACAAUGCAGACACACCCACAUGCACAUCCAUGCUCAUGCCAGAGAAGACUGUCAUUUCUUUCAUUUUCCCCUCAUUUUCCGCUUUGCUCUUCUUUCUUCGUUGGAUUCGAAGAGUAAAUUGUUUGGACUUGUCAUUUUGUACCGUCGGAUAAAAUCAAUCCUUCGACUUAAACCCUCCUCACCGGCAGACUGGACCCAUAAGGGCAGAAUGAAUGUCGACGCCACCAAUUUGUUGUCGUCAUCAGUAUUACCAUCUAAUACAUCUCCAGAUAUGUGCCAGUGUUUUGCUGUGCUGGAGGAUGGAGCGCUGGCACACAACCUGCAAGAGCAGGAGAUCGAGCAAUACUAUACCACCAACAUUCUGAAGAACCAGCUUGUGCAGAAUGACAUCCGUGUAGCUAAGAAGCUGCAGGAUGAAGAGGAGGAGCAGCAGGCCCAGCAGAGUGCCCUUCAGAGACAGGCCUCCAGACAACUAGAGGAGCAGGACUUUGAGUACGCCCGUGUGAUUCAGGAAGAACUCCAGAGAUGUGCUGAGGAGGCUCAGAGGAGGGAGCUGGAUGAUGAGAUGAUCAGGAGAGCAUCCAAACUUGGCACACAGGAAAUUGCCAAACGGUUGCAAGAAGAGGAAGAGGAGAGUAUCAGGAGACGAAGUAGAGGGUCAGGGAGCCAUAGUGAAGGCAGCACGAGUGACCCUGCACUGCUAUCCCUACAACAGCACACACACAACAGCGUUUGCCAGGGGGAAGAGCAGUACCCUAGCACCACCACCAGGUGGCGAUCCUCUACUUCUCACUCAGACAUAACUGGGCCUCAGACUAACUCCCCAAGGGGGUUAGCAGCUCAGAAAAAUACAACUUCAUGGUCAAAUCAAGGACACCCCAAUUCCAUUAGGCAAAUUAGGAGUGAAUUGAGAGAGCCUUUGAGUGAAAAUUCAGAUGACUCGGACACUGUUUUCUCUGAACAGCUCUCUGUUUGGUCCCAGAGGCUGAAUGAAAGAUUCAACACUGCACCUGCUCGACAGCGGGCAUCUUUACAUCAGCCACAAGAGAGAAAUUGCAGAAGAGUUUACUCUCGUAGAACAUUCUCAGACGAGUUCAGGGAGGAGAGAGAAGAGUGGGACGAGGACUUUUAUGAAAAUGGUGAUCUGAAUGAAGGGAGGCCUAGGAAUCAGGAUAAAGAGAGGAAGUACAGAGAUGAGUAUGAUAUCAGAGGUCAGGAUCCAGGCUCUCAGUUCGUCGAGUUUAGAGAAAAGCGACGCAGUCACAGUGAAUCUGUUCGGCUGCAUGACAGGGAUACACACAGCAACAGAGACUUUGCAAAGACCUGGAGCUACAAGGACAGCCCUGACAAACACGUCCGUUUUCGAGAUGAUAAGAGGAGCUCUCGCAGGGAGCAGAGUGCAAGCAGCCAAGUGUGGAAGAUGCUGGCCCGUGUCCUCAAAGAGAGGGGUGUGCCUGUGAAGCUUGGUGGCAAUGGGGCGCCACUGCAAAUAAGGCCUCAAAGCAGAGACAGCCAGGUGUUUCAUGGGAGUGAGGUCUCCUGCGGCGACUCCCAACCACAUCAGAGAGCCUUCCACAGAGCUGCUUCCACGAGGCACAGUUUCCAUGGAGAUAUUAGGGAGAGAAAGAGAUUGUCAUACCGAGAGAACAGUGGGAGAGAUCACAGAGAAGACCGAGACAGGCAUCAUGAUAAUGGAGAGAUUUAUGAGAUUAGGAGAAGGGACUCAGACCUUUCUAAAAGAGAAAGACAAGGCAGUAGAAGGUGGAGUAACAAUGAUGAGAGGGGAGAGAGGAAUGUAAAUAAUUAUAGAGUCAGGAGGGCAGCAAGCGAGCGGAGGCAUUUACACAGGACCGCAGAAGAAAGCUUAAGCUCAGAGGAGGAGCAAGACGUGGAGAGGAGAGUAAAUGUACCCCGCCGAAGAGCCCCAGGACGUAGCCAAAGUCUCAGCACCAGCAGCAGGGCUUCAACCAGGGAUAGGUCAAGGCGCACAGCAGCAGGAGCACCACUUCAACCAGAGCUGAGUGAAACUAAUCUGAGCCUGGGGGAGCUGCAGCAGGUUUUAGAAGAUGAAGAACUGGCCCUCAAGCUACAGGAGGAAGAGGAAAAGCUGUUUGGGAGGAACUCUCAGCCAUCUCAACGUUGUCCUUAUCCAGACGGGGACUUCAGAGUAGCACAAGUGGCACAGGAUGAGGAAAUUGCACGAUUCAUGCAGAAACAAGAAAUUAAAUCAAAGCGUAGAUCUCGUGAGCUGGAAGGACCUGAGUCUUGGCGUGAGCAUAGGGCGAUGAUAAAUCAUCAUGACAGACGAGCUGCAAGAGAGAGACAGGUCCAACGAGAGAGACUUGACUCAGAGGGCCUUCCUUCCCCGACUGAGGACUGCUCUCCAGAGAACCUUCCGCCAAGUCCCACCACCACUACACCAUCAGCCCAGCAGAUUAGAAACAUUGCAGAGGAAUUGGAUCCAACCUUCCAGGCGAGGAGGCAAGGCACAAUGAGCCUCCAAAUGGGACAAAUGGGUCCAGCUACUCAGCCCCUUCCUGUGCCACAGUCAGGUCUAAAUGAAAUGCUUGAGGAGCCUACAUUUAUUCCGCCAACAAAGCGUCAAACAGACAAAUCAGGACGAAGUAAAUCCAAAGAGAAGAAGGAGAACUGCAAGCAACAGUGAUCUCCAACACUGUGUUCUGCUGUAGGCCAUACACCGUUUCUUUUAUAACACUUAAUCAGUUCAGCUAGAGUUCUCAUUGCUUAUUAUUUUAGGGUUAAAACCGACACGAAUAGCAUUCACUCAGCUGCCCCUACUAGCACUUUUUUUUUAGAGCAGUGGAAUAAGGAGACUUUUUAGAUUCUCGAUUAAGUGAGUAAAGACAACAUUUUAAAAUCAUGGCUUUUAUAAAUGCUAAAGGGAAAUGUUGGGUUUGUUAUUGUAUUGUAUUUUAUAUGUAGUUAACCAGUAUACUGUCAGCUGGAUCUCUCAGUCCUCCCCAAGUUGUGCCUACACUUUAUUUACAUUACAAAUACACUAAACCAGGGCUGCCCAAUCCCAGUCCUCAAGAGCUACUAUCCUGCAGCUUUUAGAUGCAUCCCUACUCCAACACAGCUGAAUC
Haplochromis burtoni (Burton's mouthbrooder) is the source of this 6794-nucleotide messenger RNA. It is a transcript of the gene ccdc187, whose product is annotated as coiled-coil domain containing 187. The transcript is spliced from 14 exons. Lineage: Eukaryota; Metazoa; Chordata; Actinopteri; Cichliformes; Cichlidae. Bases 3578 to 6355 code for a protein of 925 amino acids. The record is from RefSeq and is a predicted model, not a curated record.